Messenger RNA from Cylicostephanus goldi, 312 nucleotides. Lineage: Eukaryota; Metazoa; Nematoda; Chromadorea; Rhabditida; Strongylidae. The record is from the annotation of a GenBank genome assembly.
UUGAAGUGUAUUCUUCAGGAAGCACGACGUCGACAGAAGACUUGCCGUGUUUGUGGCGACCACGCCACCGGCUACAAUUUUAAUGUGAUCACCUGCGAGUCCUGCAAGGCAUUCUUCCGUCGCAAUGCAGGUUUAUCCUGCUAUGAAUUUAAAUGCCCCUACUCAGAAGAUUGUGAAAUCAAUGCCGUUAGUAGGCGCUUCUGUCAAAAAUGCCGAUUACGGAAAUGUUUUGCGGUAAUUUUGCUGAAACUCGGAUUCAAGGUACACACCAUGAUUUUUAGCAACUGCGACGAAGAAAAAAUUCACGACUGA